CCCGGGGCGGACUAGCGGGGGCCGGAGUCGGGGCGGGCCGGUUCCUCCCCCUUCCUGCAGAGCUGACGUGUCCUCAAGUCUAGGGAGCGGGCGUUUCCUUGGGAAGGGUGCCGGGCGUCCGGGGCUGGGGAGCCCAUCAGGACCGCUGCACAGUGGGGGAAAUUGAAGAUGGUGGGUACAGGCACGUCGCUGGCGCUCUCCUCCCUGCUGUCCCUGCUGCUCUUCGCUGGGAUGCAGAUGUACAGCCGCCAGCUAGCCUCCACAGAGUGGCUCACCAUCCAGGGCGGCCUGCUGGGCUCCGGCCUCUUCGUCUUCUCCCUCACUGCCUUCAAUAACCUGGAGAAUCUUGUCUUCGGCAAAGGAUUCCAGGCAAAGAUCUUUCCCGAGAUUCUCCUCUGCCUCUUGUUGGCUCUCUUUGCAUCUGGCCUGAUCCACCGAGUAUGUGUCACCACCUGCUUCAUCUUCUCCAUGGUUGGUCUGUACUACAUCAACAAGAUCUCCUCCACGCUGUACCAGGCAACAGCGCCGGUCCUCGCCCCGGCCAAGGUCACGGGCAAGGGCAAGAAGAGAAACUGACCCUAAAUGUCCAAUAAAGUUGAUUCUUUGUA
Messenger RNA from Echinops telfairi (small Madagascar hedgehog), 608 nucleotides. RefSeq names its product keratinocyte associated protein 2 (gene KRTCAP2). Lineage: Eukaryota; Metazoa; Chordata; Mammalia; Afrosoricida; Tenrecidae. The transcript has 5 exons. The coding region runs from base 169 to 576 and encodes 135 amino acids. The record is from RefSeq and is a predicted model, not a curated record.